GCUCCAUCAAUUCCUUCAACAUCUGCUCCAUCAAUUCCUUCAACAUCUGCUCCAUCAAUUCCUUCAACAUCUGCUCCAUCAAUUCCUUCAACAUCUGCUCCAUCAAUGCCAAGUUCAAGACCAAAAAGAGGUACGCAUAAGAAAAAAUCUUCAAUGUCUAAUAUUCCAAUGCCUCCUAUUGCAUCUGCACCACCAAUCCCUGGUGCUCCUCCUCCACCUCCAGUAACGAAUACAUCAACUCAAGCACCUUCAGCUCCACCUCCUCCCCCUAUUUCGUCUGCACCAAGUAUUCCAGGACUAGCAUCGACAUCUAUACCUGUGGCUCCUCCUGCCCCUCCAUCAUUUAUCCCUUCAGCUCCGCCUGCUCCGCCUGCUCUACCUUCAUCUAUACCUGCAGCCCCGCCGGUACUACCUUCAUCUAUACCUGCAGCACCUCCUGCUCCACCUGCUCCUCCUGCUCCUAGUGUUAAAGAAAAUUUAUCAACAUCUACAAGUACUAUAAAUUCAUCAUCGGUACCUUCUAGUGGUGGUUUACCAUUCUUAGGUGAAAUUAAUGCAAGAAGAUCAAAUAAAGGUGUCGUAGAUGGUUCAAAUGUAAAAAAUAAUCCCGCCAAUCAAAAAUCCACAAUUUCACCUUCUAUACCAUCACAUCCAUCUAAACAUUCACAUAAUAAAAAGAAAUCAUCAUCAUCAUCAGGAGCACCAAGUAUACCAAUGGCACCACCUCCACCAACUAAUGCCCCAGCAAUUCCAAUGAUGACUGCACCAAGUAUACCUUCAGUACCUUCAUCAUCUGCACCUGCAAUUCCAAAAAUGAGUGCACCAAGUAUACCAAGUAUGCAAGCUCCUCCUGCUCCACCUGCUCCACCAUCAUUUAUUCCUGUAGCUCCUCCUGCUACAUCUGCUCCUCCUGCUACAUCUGCUCCUCCUGCUCCUCCUGCUCCUCCUGCUCCACCUGCUCCACCUGCUCCACCUUCAAUGCCAAUGGCUCCACCCCCACCUUCAAUGAUGACUAAAUCUCAAAAACCUAACAAGAGUCACUCGUCAUCCUCUACUUCUACUGCACCACCACCAUCAAGUUCUUCUGGUGGUCCACUUCCAUUUUUAGCAGAGAUUCAAAAGAAAAGAGACGAUAGAUUUGUUGUAACAGAAAAUUCAUCAUAUACAACAGCUGCAGAACAACCUAGUACAGUAGCUACUCCUUCACUUCCUGUAUCAAAUCAUUCAACAUAUGCAACACCUGAACCUCCAACUGCACCACCUGCACCAACUCCAGCAGGUGCAGGUAUGUCCUUCUUAAAUGAAAUAGAAUCAAAGAUGAAAGCUCAUCAACAUCCAGAAAGCGCUACACCAUCGAUACCAAGUGCACCGGCACCUCCACCCGUUGCUGCUCCUACUGCUCCAUCACUCCCAUCUAUGGGUGCCCCUGGUAUUCCAUCAGCACCUGCCCAUGUUCCAUCUAUCCCCAUUGUAACUGCUCCAUCUAUACCGGUUUCAAGCGCCCCCAGUAUACCAAUGUCUCCACCACCUCCACCUUCUAAUAUUUUACCAACUAUGCAUGCUCCUCCCCCACCUCCAGUUGCUGCAUCUAUACCUUCUGCCCCUCCACCUCCACCAGCAACAUCCCCAUCUCCAGUUUUGUCAAAUGAAAGCCCUCAUAAAGUCCCUUCAUCUACAACAUCUCCACGUCCUACCUCAUCUAGUUUUUCAACAUCGAAACCGAUUAAGGGUAGAUUAUUUGGUAGUGGUGAAAGCACGAUGUCAGCGGGUACCGCUAAGAUUAAACCUGAAUCAUAUACAUUAAGUGUCGACUCUGCUCAUUCUACCCAAAAUGAUAAAAAAAUUGUAAUUGAUGAUUCUCGAUUCAAUUGGGAUGUCAAUGCAUCACAAAUACCGACACCAAGAAGAUUUGAUGGUUUAAAAAAACUAUAUCCAAGUGGUAGUGGUAGUACUGUACCAUUAAACCUGAGUUUAUACAAGUAA
This is a messenger RNA of Maudiozyma saulgeensis, 1983 nucleotides long. The record is from the annotation of a GenBank genome assembly. NCBI's taxonomy places the organism in Eukaryota, Fungi, Ascomycota, Saccharomycetes, Saccharomycetales, Saccharomycetaceae.